Molecule: messenger RNA, 2543 nt
Organism: Procambarus clarkii (red swamp crayfish)
Lineage: Eukaryota; Metazoa; Arthropoda; Malacostraca; Decapoda; Cambaridae
Product: protein Wnt-11b
Biological process (GO): multicellular organism development; neuron differentiation; canonical Wnt signaling pathway
Cellular component (GO): extracellular region
Molecular function (GO): cytokine activity; frizzled binding
Source: RefSeq, a predicted model, not a curated record
CAAGGCUGGCGCAGGUUGUGUGUGUGUCCAGUCUCCGGCGUCGAGGGCCACGCACACCUACCAGCCUCCCUGGUGAUCCCAUCCACCUUCCAGGCGAUCCUUCACUACCUCUCGACCUCCUGGGUGAUCUCGCACCACCGCCCAGAUGAUCCUUCACCUACCAGCCUCCUAGGUGACCCUACCAGACAGCCUCUCAGGUGAUCUUUCACUACCAUCAGCCUCCUAAGUGAUUCUGCACCACCUACCACCUUCCCUGGACAUCAAAAAUUAACCUCCCCUAUUCUGGCAGGUGUUCCCACACUACAUCACACGCUCAUCUUGGGCUUCGUUCAUGCUCCUCUUCGCUGAGACCUCAGCAGGGGGUACUCCUCCAGUGGUACAGCCCCUGAAUGGUCUGCGAUAGGGACGCUAAUGAUAGCGGACGCCUUGUGUCGCCACGGGACGACACGCUACACCAACCACCAGGGAAGGUGGUCCACGGGGGAAGGGUUAUGUGCGGUAAAGGAGUUCGACAAGCAGCUUCUCCUGCGGGAUUCCCCUUAAGGUGUAUCGCAAAUGUCGCGGGGAGUUAGCCUUGUAGGAGUGCAUAGUGAAUGUGCGAGGCUGUGGUUAUUGGUGUGAGGAAGACUGGAAACACCUCACCAGUGCCGUGUGAGGUAGACUGAAAACACCUCACCAGUGCCGUGUGAGGUAGACUGAAAACACCUCCACCAGUGUCCCCGUGAGGUGAUAAAAUGGACGCAGCUCACCUGUGCCCAUGCGAAGUGUGAGGCGGGCAAGGCAACUACAUCCGCUGUUCGACAUAUCUUAAGCUAUUGUGAGGCGUGAAUCAGAAUAUGGACCCCUCGCCAUUACUCAAAGACUCCAUGUUCCUGUUACAUGUGAGGCAGGAGGAGGACCCUUCCCCACACAAUGCCCACUGUGAAGAGUGAGGCAGGACCCCCUGCCUAGUGUAAACACACACACUGUGCUAUACAACCCUCGUCAAUAAUGUGACGCAGCAACCAUUCCUACAGUCCCACUGUGCAAAACAUGAAGAAGAAAAUAUUGGUGAUUCUUGCAGUCAAUGUAAUCACGGCUUGGUCAAUAAACUGGCUGUCGCUCCAUCGGGGCGGAUACGAGCGUUGGGGUCACUCCCGGAGCUGCAAGAACGCACGGCGAGUCUACGGGUUCACGCGAGGUCAAACUCACACGUGUAGAGGUCAAGUGGAGGUGAUGCCCCACGUCACCCACGCCGCCUCCACCACCGUCACCACCUGUCAGAGGGUCUUCCACUCCAGGAGGUGGAACUGUUCCUCUGUCCUCAACGCCCCCAAUCUCUCGCCCGAUCUUACGAUGGGUACGCGGGAGCAGGCAGUAGUGCACGCCCUCAGCUCGGCUGCUGUGACGUGGGCGGUGUCGAGGGCGUGCUCCCAGGGCACCCUGGUCCUCUGCGGCUGCGGCAGGGUCCCGCAGGAACCCCCCAAUGGUUACUUCAAGUGGGGAGGCUGCGGCGACAACGUCAGGUUUGGCGCCUCUUUCGCCAGGGACUUCAUCGACGCCAGAAACACCAAAAACAACAGACUAAAGUUGCAGGGUCGACACCGCCGAGCAGCAGCGAAACAGCAGCAGGAGGAGGAGCAGCAGCAGCAGCAGGUGCAGCAGCAGGAACCGCCAGAUGAAGGGUGGACCAAUAGCGUCCGACACAGCCGAGAAGUGCAGCCCUACGCCCAGUACCUGCCGACGCAGACCAACCUGCAGACCAGCAACACCGGCAGGAGAGGCAGCGGCAGGGACAGGCCCGCCAAGGGCAGCAGCAGCGCCAACGACCUGGCGAGGGCGGCGCGGCUGAGGUCCAGGAAAAAGAACAGGAGAAAAAAGGGGAAGAAGAGACAGCCGAAUCCGGCUAUAACGCUCAUGAACCAUCACAACAACAGAGUUGGUAGACGGGUAGUCAAGGCGUCGCUCUCCACACAGUGCAAGUGUCAUGGUGUGUCGGGCUCCUGCAGCGUCAAGACCUGCUGGAAGGCCUUGCCCAACUUUAUUGAGGCUGCGGAGAGACUGUACCGAGGGUACCUAUCCGGCGUGGAGGUUCGUGAGGUGUCGGCGGGUCCUCGUCUGCGCCUUCUGCCGGCGAGUACCGCCGUGGCCCGCUUCUCCAGAGACGACCUCAUCUACGUCACCAAGUCGCCGGAUUACUGCCAUCCGGAGCCUCGCGUCGGCUCCCUCGGUACUGGCGGAAGGCGAUGCAACGCAACGUCUGUGGGCGUGGACGGGUGUGGGGUGAUGUGUUGUGGGCGUGGCUACACCUCUCAUGCCCACCGCACCCACCAGCGCUGUCACUGCAAGUACCACUGGUGCUGUUACGUCACCUGCCAGACCUGUGCUGUGUGGUACGAUGUCCACACCUGUAACUGACUUCGCAAAAAGGGGAGGGAUGAGACUGAGUGCAUGCGUGCGAGGAUUGUGAGCAUGUGCCGGCCGUUCCCCCUCAAAACUCCAAGCUCUUAGUCAUGUAUUAUAAUGUACAAAUCUCCGAUAAAUAAAGCAACAAUAUUACUGUA